AUGAAUAAUGGGGUCUUCCAAGUAGAUGUUGACGUCGAUCCUUUAUCUAGAUAUCCUUAUUUGGGUGGGAAGGAUGACAGAAAGAUGCCACCCAAGAAAAAGGAAGAGGAGAAACCAACGCCACUAAUGGGUCGCAUUGGCACCAAUCUCAAGAUGGGUAUUCUUGGACUGCCAAAUGUGGGUAAAAGUACAUUUUUUAAUGUGCUAACGAAAAGUCAAGCACAGGCUGAGAAUUUUCCUUUUUGUACGAUUGAUCCGAAUGAAAGUCGUGUACCGGUGAGUGAUAAACGGUUCGAUUGGUUAGUUGAACAUUUUAAGCCGGCCAGUCGUGUGCCAGCCUUUUUAAAUGUGGUUGAUAUUGCUGGUUUAGUGAAGGGUGCAUCUGAGGGACAAGGACUUGGGAAUGCAUUCCUUUCACAUGUUAGUGCAUGUGAUGCACUGUUUCACCUUUGUCGUGCGUUUGAUGAUGAAGAUGUGAUACACGUUGAAGGUGAAGUGGAUCCAGUUCGUGAUUUGGCAAUCAUAGGAACUGAAUUGAUCAAAAAGGACUUGCAAUAUUUGGAAGGAGCAAUGGAUAAAGUGGAGAAAUUGGCAGUCCGAGGUGGUGACAAAAGUAAGAAACCUGAAUACGAAUGCUUAGCUAAAGUGAAGAAGUUAUUGGAAGAAGAAAAUAAGCCAGUGCGUUUAGAAACUUGGAAUGAAAAAGAAAUUGAAGUGUUGAAUCAUCACCUACUUUUGACAGCCAAACCGAUCGUUUAUUUGGUGAAUCUCUCUGAAAAGGAUUAUAUACGCAAGAAGAAUAAAUGGCUGCCGAAAAUGAAGGCAUGGCUAGAUGAGAACGAUCCGCAUGCUGUGUGCAUUCCGUUUAGUGGCGUAUUGGAACUGAAACUUAUGGAUAUGCCUGAAGAUGAGAGAGCAAAUUAUUUGAAAGAGCAUGGGACGACGAGUGCGUUGGAGAAGAUCGUAAGAACUGGUUAUAAUGCGCUACAAUUGGAGUAUUUCUUUACGUGCGGUAAAGACGAGGUGAAAGCUUGGACAAUACAGAAAGGAACGAAAGCACCGCAAGCAGCAGGCAGAAUUCAUACUGAUUUUGAGAAGGGUUUUAUAAUGGCCGAGGUUUGCAAGGUGGAUGAUCUGAUGGAAUUGGGCACUGAAAAUGCAGUCAAAGCAGCUGGUAAGUAUCGUCAACAAGGCAGGAAUUAUGUGGUGGAAGAUGGCGACGUUAUUCUGUUCAAAUUUAAUGCUGGUGCUGGCUUAACGUCCAAAAAGAAGUAA
Molecule: messenger RNA, 1275 nt
Organism: Anisakis simplex (herring worm)
Lineage: Eukaryota; Metazoa; Nematoda; Chromadorea; Rhabditida; Anisakidae
Source: the annotation of a GenBank genome assembly